AUGGCGGAAGACAGCGGUGGACAAGACAGCAAUGAUCUUGGAACGGCAUAUUAUCGUUCCAGAGAUCCCAUAAAGAAUUUAAAAAUCAAAGUACACCUUAAGCGUGUUACCGGAACCAGUCUAGUCCCAACAGCUUUUGGCAACGAUGAGGCAGGUCCUAGUCAAGAGGGGAUGGCAUUGAGACCAAUGGGAAGUAAACAUUCCAUUAAAUCUCAAGCCAGGCCAGAAGACAAUGAAAUAUUUACCUUUAAAUGGCAGCAGAAGCUGUUCAGUUCCAGAGAAGUGGAUUUGUACAGAGAUAUGGAUAACUGUACACGCCCUGUGGAAGAGAAAUAUCAUCGAGAGAUCACGGCUCUGUAUGAAGGAGAUGGAAAACCUACUGCACGUCUCUUCUCUUAUGUUGAUCAUGAUUCAUUUGCCAGCAUAGAGGAGCAAAAUAUGGUGACAACAUCUUGCAACGAGACGCCAACCUUCCUAACAAAGAAGAUGGAGAAUGUGCGUAGGAGGAAACAAACAGACAGGAGAAGAGAUGGGUAUGGUCAGGCCAACUCUUUUCAGCCCAAAAUGAAUCCGGUUGUUGAGGAUCCAUCUGAUGAGCAUAAACGCAGUGCUCAUGUCAUCAACACACCUGUACAAACCAUGUACAUCAUGGCCGAUCUCAGCUCUGUAGAAGAUGAGUCUACAAUUCUAGAUGAGUAUAUUCUAUGCACCAUAAAGUAUGACACACAUGGUGUACUGUCUCUAACUCCAGACUUCAACCAUCACCGCUCCCCAUACACCAUUGUAACUGAGUCUACUCGACGAGACACGUUUGAAUACACUGUGCAACUUGCCUCUCAGGCCAUGGGUCAACGAGAUCAGGACAGGGAGGCUAAGAUGUUUCGGGAGUUGUAUCAGAGACAUGUGGAUUAUAUGGGAGCUAUGGUGGGACAUGACUUUGAGCAGGUUAUAUCAGGAAUAUUGAGGUUACUUGUUUAUGGUGAGAUCAUAUCGGCCAAAAACUACGAGUAUGAUAAUCUCUAUGUGCACUUUUUUGUGGAACUCCCCAAACAUUGGUCAGCUGACAGAUCCCAGCAGCUCUCCGGCGUCACACAGACAUGCAGCACAAAGGAAAUCAACAGAGAGAAUGUGGCAUAUUUCAGUUACCCAUUUGAUGUAGAGCUUUGUUACCGACAUGAAGAGGUGGGUCAAGAUGGUGAUAAUCCGGAAUUACUACCUCAAUGGCCUCAGAUCUUCCUAGAGGUUCUGUCUAUUGAUACGUGGCAGCGUUAUCGCACAGAGGGCUACGGGUACCUGACCAUUCCAUCAAAACCAGGUAUUCACACCAUUGAAGUACAAACAUGGCGUCCGUGUGGCCGUAAUGUCUUUGACAACAUGCGCCGAUUCUUCAUUGGCGGUUCACCUGAACUGGAGGACCCAACCUAUAUUUCUGUCCCGCCAACACACGAGGGCGCUGUGAUGAGCCGAUUUGGUUUCCAAACAGAGGCAACUGGGAGUGUAAAAGUGAAGUUGAAUUUACUGCAGCAGAGUCAAAUCUUCAUGGAAAAGUCCACUUCUAAGAAGAAGGUUGGAACAUUACUUGAUAGGCUUGGUGGUCUUACAAUGCAAGCAUCUGUCCAAAAUGUUCUUGAGUUGUUUCAGAAAGCUCGGAAGAGAAUGCAAGCAGCCAAAGAGACAUUGUCAACUAUUCAGUGAGGAAAGUCAGGGUCUUGCAAAUCCUGCUUCUUGAAGAAUAGCUGUGCAGUUAAAAUGCGCUCAGGUUAAGUGUGUCAGACCACCCACAAUGUCUAUUGUACAUUAUUGGUGUAUAUUGCCAUUUGCGAUGAUGCAUUUUCUAAAACAAAACUUGGUUGUAUAUUUUUGUUUAUAAAGUGUGUGUUAUUGGCUCAGUGACUUGUGACUGUUAUCAAUCUGUUUUUAGUAGUGAUUUGUCAGACUAUUUUGAGUACUGACUGUUGUCAGUCUAUUUUGCAUUAGGUAAGAUAUAACCUUGAAAUGAAAUAAAAUGAAACCUUUAAGUAACAGAUUCUAAAGUUGACUGCAGCAAGAUAUUUACCCCAAAUACACCUGACCUAGUCAUGUACAUUAAGUAUAAAAAUCUCCAUCAAUUUCAAGAAAGAUUUCAUAAGGAUUUUGUUUUUCUGAUUCUUAAACGUAUGGUUUAUAUUGAUGCAAGCUUGUUGCACAAAUGUUGAACAGUUGUUACUUACGAUUCCUCUUGUAAUAGAUGUUAAAUUUGCAUCAGGGAUAAAGAAUAUUCACUUUGGGUUUUUACCCACACACUUAUUUAGCAC
Molecule: messenger RNA, 2294 nt
Organism: Asterias rubens (European starfish)
Lineage: Eukaryota; Metazoa; Echinodermata; Asteroidea; Forcipulatida; Asteriidae
Product: Meckel syndrome type 1 protein-like
Exons: 14
Coding region: 1-1695 (564 amino acids)
Biological process (GO): cilium assembly
Cellular component (GO): MKS complex
Source: RefSeq, a predicted model, not a curated record